AUGCCGUUUCACCUGGCUGAGACCUCCCCGCUGCCUUCGCAGCUGCUGCUUGGCCUGGAGCCCCGCGGCCUUCAAAUAUCAAGAAAGAAGCAGCUUUCGCUGAACAGGCGGCUGCAGCAGCAGCAGCAGCAGCAGCAGCAGCAGCAAAAGUCUUCGGGCUGCGGCGUCUGUGAAGGCUGCGUCGGCAGCAGCAGCAGCAGCAGCAGCAGCAGCAGCAGGGAGGUGGAAGACAUCCACGAGUUCAUUUCGAGGCUGAAGCAGACCAUAAAGAGUUGGCUAACGCAGCUGCAGCCGCCCACCUUUUGGGUGCGGCUGCCGCUGCAGUACUCGAAGCCAACAGCAGCAGCAGCAGCAGCAGCAGCAGCAAAACGAGACGCGCUGGCGCUGGGCACGAAGACACCGGAGGCUGCUGUUGCUGCUGCAGUGCUGCUGGAGCUGCAGCAGCAAGACCUGCUGCAGGGGUCCGUGGACGCGGGUUUCGACGGCUGCAGCGCCGCCGCCGACCCGCAGCAGCAGCAGCAGCAGCAGCAGCAGCAGCAGCAGCUGGACCCGUGGAAGCAGUGGUCGUUUCUGCAGCAAGUCGUUGGGGUGUCUGUACACCUCGGAGUCGCGCUGCAGCUCACAGAGGACUUGCCCUCAGAGCAGCAGCUGCAGCGGUGGCUGGCGGAGCCGCUGCGCUGCAUCUUUAUUCCCACUAGCAUUUUUCUGCAGCUGCAGCAGCAGCAGCAGCAGCAGCAGCAGCAGCAGCAGCAGGUGACGCUGCUGCGCCAGCACCUCUUGUUCUUGCUGCGCUGCGCAGAGCUGCGCGUGAAGCUCGUUAUCGUUGACGACAGAGACGAAGACACAGACCAAGCAGCAGCAGCAGCAGCAGCAGCAGCAGCAGCAGCAGCAGCAGCAGCAGCAGCAGUGAAGCGGCCUACUGCAGUUCAGAGCGCCGAAGCAAACGAGGAAGCAGCAGCAAGUGCAGCCGCUGCUGCGCCGUGUCUGAAGCGUCCCGCAGCAAUCCUAGACGCAGCAGCAAACCCCAGCAGCAGCACCAGCAGCAGCAGCAGCAGCAGCAGCAGCAGCAGCGGGCGGCGGUGCCGGUACCGCGAGCUGCUGCCGCUUAUUUGCUGCCUGCAGCAGGCGCUGCUGCUGCUGCCGCCGCUGCCGCUGCCGCUGCUGUUUUGCCGCUCUCACCAAAAUGUGCUGCAGGUCCCAAUGCAGCCUCUUUCGGACGACUUGAACGCCUGCAGCUACGAAGUCUUCGAACGAGAUGCGAUCAAGUACAAACUGUACUGCCGCGCCAUUUACCUGCGGCUGCGGGACCUUCUAGGGCUCGACCAGCAGCAGCAGCAGCAGCAGCAGCAGCAGCAGCAGGGUAUUAAACGCAGAAGACGCUUUACAUUAUCGGACAGCAGCAGCAGCAGCAGCCGCAGCCGCAGCUGCAGUCUUAGUCGCAGCAGUUGCAGCAGCGCAGCAGCAGCACGACCAGCAGCAGCAGCACGACCAGCAGCAGCAGCACGAUCAGCAGCAGCAGCACGACCAGCAGCAGCAGCACGACCAGCAGCAGCAGCACGACCAGCAGCAGCAGCACGACCAGCAGCACGACCAGCAGCACGCCCAGCAGCAGCAGCAGCAGCAGCAGCAGCAGCAGGAGCCGUGGCCGCGGAUCUCCAUAUACGUGGUGGGGGCUGGGCGGGGCCCGCUGGUGCAGGCAGCACUGGACGCGCUGCGGCUGCUGCAGCUGCCGCCUUGCUUCUUCUUUGUUGCUGCAGUAAAAACCCGCAGGCUUUGUUUGCCCUUCGAGACCGGCAGCAGCACGACUGCUGCAGCGCCUGGCAGCACGUUGCUGUUGUUCCUGGCGACAUGCGCGCCCCCGCCACUGCAGCAGCAGCAGCAGCAGCAGCAGCAGCAGCAGCAGCAGCAGCAGCAGCGGCGGCGGGGGCGGGGGCAGCAGCGGGGGCAGCAGCUGUGGAGGAAGCGGCGAAGGCGGCGGCGAAGGCGGCGGCCGCGGGGCCGCUCGCGGCAGCAGCAGCAGCAGCAGCAGGGGGAGCAGCAGCAGCAGCAGCAGCAGCAGCAGCAGGCUGCGACAUUCUGGUCUCGGAGCUGCUGGGGUCUUUCGGAGAUAAUGAACUUUCUCCCGAGUGUCUGGACGGCGCGCAGCAGCUGCUGCUGAAGCCCGAAGGCAUUUGCAUCCCCAGCAGCUACGUGUCUUCUUUGGAGCCAGUUUGCUGCCCGCUGCUGCAUGCUGCUGCUGCUGCUGCUGCUGCUGCUCCUUACGACCCGCAGCAGCAGCUCGACAGCAUCUUCGUGGUCAAUCCCCACGGCAUCUACAGGCCAGCAGCAGAAGGGCCUCUUUCUUGCUUCAGCUUCCAGCACCCCAACCCGCUGCUGCCUCCCCUGGCUCCUGCUGCUGCUGCUGCUGCUCCUGCUGCUGCUGCUGCUGCUGCUGCUGGGCCGGCUGCUGCGGAGUGCAUGCACGCGUUCACGCAGCGCGUUUUCGAGGCCCCCGCAGCAGCUGCCGCUGCAGCAGCAGCAGCAGGCGGCGCCCCCGCUGCAGCAGCAGCAGCAGCAGCAGCAGCAGCGACUGUGGAGUGGAACGGGCUGGACUUCCGCUCCCCGUUCUGCGCGGCGCCAGCAGCAGCAGCAGCAGCAGCAGCAGCAGCAAACGACCGCGUGCAGCUGCUGCGCUGGCACAUGAAAAGCGACUGCAGCAUUCAUGGCUUUUUGGGCUUUUUCUUUUGCUGCCUCUACCGCAGCGUGAGUUUGUCCAUAGACCCUCGCUGCAGCACGAGAGGCAUGGUGUCUUGGUUUCCCGCGCUGCUGCUGCUGCGGCAGCCGCUGCUGCUGCAGCAGCAGCAGCAGCUGCUGCUGCUCGUCGCCCGCAAAAGCGACGCCCACAGAGUCUGGGUCGAACGGGCCGUCGUGGCCCCACACCCCACACCCAUUCAAAACUUAAAUGGCUGCUGCUAUUCAAUGUUCAAAUAA
Molecule: messenger RNA, 2970 nt
Organism: Eimeria necatrix
Lineage: Eukaryota; Apicomplexa; Conoidasida; Eucoccidiorida; Eimeriidae
Product: protein arginine n-methyltransferase, putative
Biological process (GO): regulation of DNA-templated transcription
Cellular component (GO): nucleus; cytosol
Source: RefSeq, a predicted model, not a curated record